AUGCUGCGACGUCCCCCAGGGGAAGGGAGGCGCGGCGCGACUCAGAGGACUUACCUCCUCGCCCUCGCCGUACUCGUCAUCUCUUGCAUCCCUCUUGCCGAUGCCCAACAACCUAUCGAUUCUAUCCCUCGUGUCCAGCGAGUUCAGCAACCCGUCGCUGGAAGCAGUCAACAUGAGGGAAUCCAUGAUAUUCACGCCGAAGCCGCCCGCAACUGGGCCGCUACCCUCGAGGCCGACAAUGCUGUCGAGUCUCCUAGACGUCGCAGCACCGUGACGUCCUCGAAGCCACUUAACCGUCGGAAUGACCCCGACAACAUACUUAUUCCUAACGAUGCGAGCGCCGUCGCAACUUUGGCUCCGGCUCAGUCCGUGCGAGCACCAUCUCCUUCUGGACAUCGACCCAUUGUGUCCCGUGUUGGCGGGGCCUCUGGGAUCUCUACGCAGCACCAUGCGCGGAGUCUGAAGGACUGGGAAGUAGAAGACUUUGUCCUCUUGGCGACCGUCGAUGGACACCUCUACGCCAGCGAUCGUGCUACCGCACGCGAACGCUGGCAUCUCGAGGUAGACCAGUCAAUGGUGGAGACAAAACACUUCCGCCUAAACGCGUCCGACUUGGACGACGAUUACAACUUCAUCGACCACUACGUCUGGGCUAUAGAGCCUAAUCGCGACGGAGAUAUCUACUACUGGGUGCCUGGUGCUAGCGAGCCCAGGCUCCUGUCUACCGGCCUGACCAUGAAGCAGAUGGUCGACGAAGGAGCUUCGGCUUUGGAGAACCCUCCCAUUGUAUAUACCGGCACCAAGAAGACGACCAUGAUCACCCUCGAUGCUGCCACCGGCCGCGUGUUGAGAUGGUUCGGUUCUGGUGGGUCCCACGUCAACGAGGCCGAGAGCUGCCUGCGUCCGAACGCCCUAUACGACCAAAACAAUGAAGAGUGCAGCUCUACUGGUACCAUCACUCUAGGUCGCACAGAAUACGAGGUUGGCAUCGCUCGUAAAGACGGUCGUCCAAUCGCUUCACUCAAAUACUUUGACUGGACUCCCAACACCAACGAUUGGGAUCUUUUAAACCAAUACCACCAGUCCAUCGACAAUCGAUACCAUACUACAAGACACGACGGCCGAGUCUACGGUCUUGACUAUGGCCGGGAGAACUUUGACUCUGAACGGCCUGAAGAAGGAUUAUUCUGCAGCGAGAAAUUCCCUUCGCCGGUGGUCAAGGUUUUCGAUGUCUGCAGACCUUGGGGGGUUCUUCCAGAGAGCAACCCGGAUCUCAUCGUUCUCCCACAGCCUGUUCCGCCGGCCAAAGAUGAGAGCAUUGCUCGCGUCAGAAGCCAGCGCAUUUUUGUCAACCAGACCGAGACGGGUAACUGGUACGCUCUCUCCGGACGUUCGUAUCCUCUCAUGGUUCUUGCCCCUACUGCAAAGACUUCUGAACCAGACUGGCUCCAGCUUGGCCAUCCGUGGGAGAAGAUGAACGAGACACAGCGCAUCAGGGCCAUGGUUGGCACUCACAACAUGGACGCUGUUCACAAGGGAAAGAUCUACCAAACUCCUAGUCUGCCCGGCCGGGCAGAGGUACAAGAUGAUGUCGUCGUGGACCCUGAAAACGAUUCGGCUCUGCCCCUGCCCAAUGCGGUGCCUGAGGAGCCGGUCGAGACGACCAUUGUGAACAAGGUCAAGGCGAUCCCGCAACAGGUUUCCAAUAGCUUCAUCGAUUUCUUUUCUAACCCAGUUUUGUUUCUCCUCGUCGGUUCCCUUUUAUUCUUAUAUCAUAAGGAUCUACGCCGUUGGUACAAGACGAAGACGACAAAGUGGUACAUGCGCUACGAAGCUGCUUCGGACAGCGAGGACAACGGUGCUGAUGUGACCCCUGAACACACUGUCCACGACCAGAUCCCGUCAUCCGCAAGCGCACGAGACGCUGCGCCGCCCAACGCUGUACCCAAGAUUGAGGAGCCUGCUCCUGACUCGAAGCCCGAGGCGGCCGAGGCAGCCGCACCCGGCUCUGCAACCCCUGAAGCUGCGAUUGCUACUGACAAAGACGAGGGACAGCCAGAUGUUGUUCCUCAGUCGGCCGCUGCUAACAGCCAGGCCUCUUUGACUCCUCCCGAACCCGGCACACCCGAGGUUAAGAAGAAGAAGCCGGCUCAUCGCGGCCGUCGUGGGGGUACCAAACAUCGCAAGGGCAAGAAGAGGGAAGAGGUAUCGCAGUCAAGAGAGGACGAAGCACCCGCUUCUGUCGAAGAUGCGGUCAACAAGGCUAAGAAGUUAGGCGGACAAGUCACACAACUUGAGCCUGACGUUGUCACAGUGACGAACGAUAUGCAAGCUGUGUCAGGGCCGAUUAUUCGAAUGGGAAAUAUUGAGGUUGACACCGAUAAUCAACUUGGCACUGGCAGUAACGGUACUCUUGUCUUUGCCGGCAAGUUUGACGGUAGAGAGGUCGCUGUCAAGCGCAUGCUUAUCCAGUUCUAUGACAUCGCGUCUCAAGAGACCAGACUGCUCAGAGAGAGUGACGACCAUCCCAACGUCAUUCGUUACUACGCCCAGCAAGUUAGAGACGGCUUCCUCUAUAUUGCCCUCGAGCGUUGUGCUGCCUCUCUUGCCGACGUCGUUGAGAAACCGCACCACUUUUCAAAGCUGGCCCAAGCAGGCAAGGCUGAUAUCCCUGGUGUUUUGUACCAGAUCACCAAUGGUAUCAACCAUUUGCACCAGUUGCGUAUCGUCCAUCGCGACCUGAAGCCCCAGAAUAUCCUGGUCAACGUGGACAAGCACGGCAAGCCACGCCUCCUGGUUUCCGACUUCGGCCUUUGCAAGAAGUUGGAAGGUGGUCAGUCAUCUUUCGGAGCAACCACUGGUCGCGCAGCCGGAACGUCAGGCUGGCGCGCCCCCGAGCUUUUACUCGACGAUGAUGCUAGAGACACUGCCAUGGUCGACAGCAUCAACAGUGGAUCCGGCUCGAUCCUUGUGGGUUCUGAUAUGGUCUCGGGUCGUCGCGCCACCCGUUCGAUCGAUAUCUUCAGUUUGGGCCUUGUCUUCUUCUACGUUCUCACCAAUGGCCUCCACCCAUUUGACUGUGGUGACCGUUACAUGAGGGAGGUGAACAUCCGCAAGGGCAACUUCAAUCUGUCGCCGCUUGAUUCGCUCGGUGACGCCGCUCCCGAGGCCAAGCAUCUCAUCACACAGAUGCUUAGCCCGGAUCCCAAGGAGCGGCCUACAGCCCGCGAGGUCUUGGCACACCCUUUCUUCUGGCCUGCCAAGAAGCGUCUCGCUUUCUUGUGCGAUGUGUCUGACUCUUUUGAGAAGGAGCCCAGAGAUCCGCCCAGCGGACCGCUGUCGCACUUGGAGACAUAUGCCCCAGAUAUCACCAAGGGUGACUUCUUGCGUCAAUUGCCCCGCGAGUUUGUCGACUCCCUGGGCAAGCAGCGCAAGUACACUGGAACGAAGAUGCUUGAUUUGUUGAGGGCGUUACGUAACAAGAAGAACCACUAUGAAGACAUGCCCGACACCUUGAAGAGGGCUGUAGGCCCGUUACCAGAGGGUUAUCUGUCGUUCUGGGCGGUUAGGUUUCCAAGAUUAUUGAUAGACUGUUGGGAGGUCAUUUGGGCCGUGCGGUGGGACACGCUUGAUCGAUUCAAGGAGUACUAUGAACCACAGGGUUUCUAA
Messenger RNA from Colletotrichum truncatum, 3669 nucleotides. Its product is annotated as serine threonine kinase irei. The record is from RefSeq and is a predicted model, not a curated record. Gene Ontology annotation, molecular function: protein serine/threonine kinase activity; ATP binding; RNA endonuclease activity. NCBI's taxonomy places the organism in Eukaryota, Fungi, Ascomycota, Sordariomycetes, Glomerellales, Glomerellaceae. Gene Ontology annotation, biological process: mRNA processing; protein phosphorylation; IRE1-mediated unfolded protein response. Gene Ontology annotation, cellular component: IRE1-TRAF2-ASK1 complex.